This is a messenger RNA of Dama dama (fallow deer), 3441 nucleotides long. RefSeq names its product PWWP domain containing 3A, DNA repair factor (gene PWWP3A). The coding region runs from base 202 to 2127 and encodes 641 amino acids. Gene Ontology annotation, biological process: DNA repair; chromatin organization. Gene Ontology annotation, molecular function: nucleosome binding. Gene Ontology annotation, cellular component: nucleus; cytosol. The record is from RefSeq and is a predicted model, not a curated record. The transcript has 14 exons. NCBI's taxonomy places the organism in Eukaryota, Metazoa, Chordata, Mammalia, Artiodactyla, Cervidae.
GUGAGCGGGAGCGCGGGCGCGGGCGGCGGCGCCUUGGGCGGUACGGGUGCCACCGCCGUUAGGCCGCCGCGGCUUCCUUGCCCCCAGCACCGGGCUCGGGGACGCCGCGCUGGGGAGGCCGAGGGCCUGGGCACAUCGCGUCAGACCUUCAAGUACUUUGUUUGUGCCAAAUCAUUACCACUUGCCACAUGAGUUUAAAUCAUGACGGAUGCCAAGUAUGUCCUCUGCAGAUGGAAAAAGCGAUUAUGGCCCGCAAAGGUCCUGGCCGGAACUGAAAAGUCAGCCAAAAAUAAGAGGAAAAAGGGAUUUUUUCUAAACGUUCAGAUACUCUCCCUAGACAAAAAGAUUAAGGUGAAGAGCGCGGAAGCCAAGGUCCUGAGAAAGGUGCACAUCGAAGACAUCGCCUCUUCGUUAGCCUCGCAGGACGGGGCUCCCGCUGCGCCCCUGGAGGAGCUGGCCUACCGGCGGUCACUCCGCGUGGCUCUGGAUGUCUUGAACGAAAGACAAGGGAGCUCUUCCAGGGAAGGAACGACUCCUUGGCCUCCGAGAGUGAAGCCCGUGGAACCAGCCCCCUGGCCUCACAAGCCUAGCCUUUCCCCAUCAUUCCUCGAAGACACGGUGGGCAGUCCGGGGCCCACAAGGAGGGAACACGUGUCCCAGAGGCUGUCCAGCCUCCCAGCUGGUGAGGAGGAUCUGGAGUGCAGAGUGGACCCCAAGGAGGUGCUCAGGAGAAGCGGAGGCCUGGAUGCCCCGGCUGUGUGUUCAGCCAGCGGUGGCACUCAGGACAGGGGGGCAUCCAGAAAACAGCGGGCAGAUUGGAUGACGCCCCCCAGUAAACAGGGGAGGAAUCCGGCACAGGGACCCUGCUCAGGUCAGAGAGCGGCUCCAUCCUCAGAGGGAGCCAGCCAGGAAGAUGGUGAGACAGGCGCCGGCCUGGCAGCCCUGUGCUCGCCUCCUGGAGGCAGGGACCCGAGUCCACAGGAUGGCUGUCCUGCCGAGCGCCUGGGCCUGGAUGGUGGCCAGAAGCCGAGGGCUCACAUGGGUCCCCACAGCCCUGCUCAGCUCGGCCCCGCAGAGGAGGCGGGAGACACCCGGCCACUGGAGGAAGCCCGGCCAUUGUCGGAAGAGUUUAUGGAGCCGAGCACUGUGAAUUCUCUCCUGGAGGAGGACGAGGAUGACGAGGAGCCCCCGAGAAUCCUGCUGUAUCACGAACCACGUUCAUUUGAAGUAGGGAUGCUAGUCUGGCAUAAAUACCAAAAAUACCCCUUCUGGCCGGCCGUGGUCAAGAGCGUCAGGCGGAGAGAUAAGAAGGCGAGCGUGCUCUUCAUUGAAGGGAACAUGAAUCCUAGAGGAAGAGGUAUCUCCGUGUUGCUCCGACGACUGAAGCACUUUGACUGCAAAGAAAAGCAGGCACUUUUGGAUGAGGCAAAGGAGGACUUCGCCCAGGCCAUCGGCUGGUGUGUCUCCCUCAUCACUGACUACAGGGUCCGGCUCGGCUGUGGCUCCUUCGCUGGCUCUUUCCUGGAAUACUACGCAGCUGACAUAAGCUCACCCGUCCGCAAGUCCAUCCAGCAGGACGUCCAGGGGACGAGGUUCCCCCAGCUGAGCGGGGGGAACCCCGAGGAGCCUGUGGCUGGGAGCCCACAGGGCAGGCGGCCAGCCUGCAGGAAGGUGCUGCCCGACCGCUCGCGGGCCGCCCGGGACCGGGCCAACCAGAAGCUGGUAGAGUACAUUGUGAAGGCACGGGGUGCUGAGAGCCACCUGCGGGCCAUCCUGAGGAACAGAAAGCCGUCCCGGUGGCUGAAGACCUUCUUGAGCUCUGGCCAGUACAUGACCUGCGUGGAAACCUACCUGGAGGACGAGGAGCAGUUGGACCUGGUGGUCAAGUACCUGCAGGGCGUGUACAAGCAGGCAGGGUGCCAGCUGCUGGCACGCGGGCACGGAGACGGCAUCCGCUUCAUCCUGGACGUGCUACUGCCUGAGGCCAUCAUCUGCGCGAUCUCAGCGGUAGACGCGGUGGACUACAAGACGGCCGAGGAGAAGUACAUCCGAGGACCGGCACUGAGCUCCCGGGAAAAAGAAAUAUUUGAUAACCAGCUCCUAGAAGAACGGAAUCGGCGAUGCUGAAGCAGGUGGUGGCAGUGCUGCAUGCCUGCGCUCUGGGGGCUGGGCCGGCCGUUUGCCUCCUUCUGUCUGUGGGUUCUAUUUUCCUGGCUCUUGUGGAAGGUAUACUUCCCAACAGACUUUUAAAGAACAGAAAUGCAUUAUUAUUAUUUUUUUUUUUAACUUCACGUCGUUACCUGUGACUGUACCAUGUAGGUUUAUAGAAGGUGCACAUUUGUUUUUUAUGUUAAAAAACAUUGUAUCUGACAUUCAACAGGAGUUUUAAAGACAUACAAGUGUGCUGCUCCCGGCACGUCAGUGUGUUUCUCCGUUUGUUUCCCUCCUCUGUGCGGUUCCUCUCACACUGGCUCCUGAGUUUGCUGUGCCUCUGUUCUGUGUUUUUGAGAAAACCCAGUGUUUGUGAGAGGCAGACCAGAGACCUGCUGCUGUCCGCACUCUCCCCUCUGCUGGCACUCGGGCAGGUGAGAGGCAGACCUUGAACCUCUCCGGCCACUUUCUCCUUGGUCCCUCUGCGGGUUUCUCCACCCAGCCCACUUCUGGGCCAGUGUGACAAUCCCUAGUGGUCAUCGCUCCCAUCCGGCCUGGCCAAGGUCACUCUGUGUUUGGCCUGGGCUGUGGGGUCAUGGCCUGGCACCUGCGGAAACCAUCCCUUUGUCCUAAAGCCAGAGCAUGGACAGGUGCCCUGCCGCCCGAGGGUCCCAGGCUAGGGGCCCCCACUUUGGAGACAGUUGCCUGAAGGCUGGGUCCUCAGUGCGGUCACAGAAAUUCUGUACACCGCAGAUUAUUUAUUCUAAGCUGAUGCGGAGCUGCUUGUAGAAGGAGACAGCCAGGUCCCCACUGUGAUGGCUGCACCACAAAGUCUGAGCCCGGCCAGUGGGGAAGGGUGGUUGUGGGGGUUGGGGGAGUGGAGGGGUGAAGGAGUAGGCACUGGCCGGAGUGGGGUGGUCCAGGAGGAAGCAGGUACAGCCAUCACUGCAGGCACCGGGCACCGGCAUGUGACCUCUCUGCUGGUUUUGCAUGACCCUGAGCAGAGGUGCAGCCGCUGGCCCGAGGUCCGGCUGAGCCACCCUCCAAGGACACCCCAGGGGUGUCCUGGCUGGGCUGGCUUGGAAGGACUCACCCGCUUUUGGAAGGUCCUUUGACACUGAGCCUUCUUGAAGCGGGUCAGGGUGAGAGCAGUACGCUCUUGUGGGCAGGGGACCACAUGAACUAUUCCGUUACCGUCGGUUAUUUUUAUAUAUCUGUGUUCUGAGCUCUGCUUUUGAGCUUUGCUUGUGGAACUGAACUAUUGAGACUGGAAUUAAAGGCCAUUUUGCA